Messenger RNA from Perca flavescens (yellow perch), 3989 nucleotides. Its product is annotated as neurabin-2. Lineage: Eukaryota; Metazoa; Chordata; Actinopteri; Perciformes; Percidae. The coding region runs from base 442 to 3207 and encodes 921 amino acids. Gene Ontology annotation, cellular component: dendrite; actin cytoskeleton; cytoplasm. The transcript has 16 exons. Gene Ontology annotation, biological process: actin filament organization; neuron projection development; calcium-mediated signaling. Gene Ontology annotation, molecular function: actin filament binding. The record is from RefSeq and is a predicted model, not a curated record.
GGUAGAAAGAGAGAGUGGAGGAAAAGUGUAGCCUAUAAAGGAGGAAGAAAAGAGGAGGAAGAGAAGAAAGGAGGAAAGGAAGAGGGUGUGAAGUGGAAGGGGGAGGAAAGGCAGAAAUAGGAGGAGGGGUACGAUGGAUGAGGAAAAGGACGCAGAAAAGAGUAUGGGUGCGGAGGAGAGCGUAUGGAGGAAAAUGAUGGGAGGGGGGAGGAGGAGGAGAAGAGGGAGGAGCAGAAGGUAGGCUGGCACUCAGUCUGUUCGCCCAGCAGCAGCAGCAGCAGCAGCAGGACAAUGGACUGUCUUCAUUACGGAUCCUAACGGGCACCGGGCUGUUUCUGGCAAAGUGGAAUAUAAGGAGGGGAACGUCAAACAGCUCCAGGAUGCUGCCGUCCUCAUCCCUGCUAAUCUGCUGUUCACCAGCGGCCAUCUGAUUUACCAAACAUGAUGAAGACUGAACCCCCGUCGGCCACGGGGGGCAACGGGACCUCCGGUGGUAGCAGUGGGGGAAGCGGGAGCUCCAACCUGCGGAGUCCCUCGCCCCACCGCAACGCCUACGAGGCGGGGCUGGCGGCACUCAAGAAGGCCACUGACCACCUCAACAAUGCCGCAAACGGAGGCGCUGGCCCUGCCUCAAAACCCGCUCCUCUGCCUCGCCCAACCGGGAGGGGCCGGAAAUAUGGAUCAAAUGUUCACCGCAUCAAGAACAUGUUCAUGCAGAUGCAGUCUCCUGGUGAUGAGGAGGACGGAGCCAAAAUGAUUGCCAUCUUUCCAAUUAACUUUGGCAACUCAUUGGCAGGUGUAGAGCAGGGGGUGAAACUGUCCCUACCGAGGGCAUCCAGCCUUAACGAGAACGUCGACCACAGUGCCCUGCUCAAACUGGGGGCCACGGUCUCAGAGAGGGUCAACCGUUUUGACUCCAAACCAGGCGGAGAAGGCGGGGGCUUCUCCAAGCUCCAGGAGACCAGGAGGAUCUUCGAACAGCGGACUCUACAGGAGAAGCAAGCUGCCAACAACCGGAUCUUGCUGAAGAAGGAGCGGGCUUCGGGAUUCCAGGACAGCCGUCUAGAUGUCGUGGCUCGCUUUAACGGCUCCACCGAGGCUUUGGACCGACUGGACGACCCCCCUGCUCCCUCUCCCGCGCCGGCUACUCUUCCCGCGCCGGCUACUCUUCCCGCGCCGGCUACUCUUCCCGCUACUCUUCCCGCGCCGGCUACUCUUCCCGCGCCGGCUACUCUUGCCGCGCCGGCGGCUUCAGUCGAGCCCAGUGACGCUGUCAGCCCCACCGUGAGCCAGCUCAGUGCCGUGUUCGAGAAGACCGAACCGCAAACCAAUCUCCACGCCCCCCAGCGUCGGUCAGGCCCUGCCCUAGCACCAAAGCCCAAACCUCCAGCCAGAGCGGAGGCUACCGGGAGAAAGGGAAAGCUGCUCCCUCCAGGUAAGGAGGACGGCGAGGAGGUGGGAGUUGUUUGCAUCCAGGCAGCAGAAGUGAGCGGUUCUCUGCUGGGGGGCUCAGCAGAAGUGAAGGCCAGCGAGGAGAAGGACGGGUUCGGACAGUCGGGAGACCAGCUCCCCAACUCCUCCUGCUCCUACUCCUCCUCAUCAACCUCUUCCUCUUCGGACGUCAAGCCAGAGUCGGAGGCCCAGCCAACGGCGACUGAAGCCAGGGGCUCGAGUACGGUGGCCCCCCCAGAGCAAGAGCCCCGAGCUGAUGAGCCAGACGGCUCCACGGGGGGGUCAGAGGCCGGAGCCAGGCUGGUGCAGGCCGACAUUCACGCCUCGCUGGAAAACGGAGAAAAAGAGUCUCCAGGUUCCUCUCCCUCCUCAGAGGAGAGAGGAGAGGACUCUGAGAGGAGAGGGGACGAAGGCGAGGAGGAGGAGGAGGAGGAGGAUAACGAUGAGGAUGGCUCCAGGAAGGAGGAUUACUCUGAGGGUGAUCUGGUGGACAUCAGUGCGUACAGUGGGCUCGGCGAGGAGGACUCUGGGGGCAGCCAGCUAGACGACGAGGAGGAUGAGGAAGAUGAGGAGCCGUAUCAGCCGGAGACCAGCUGCUCCGAGAUCCCGGGUCUCCCAGAGGAAGAGGAGCCGCCGCCACCCAAUAGGAAGAUUAAAUUCAGCACAGGGCCAAUCACGGUGAGUGAGGUUUUAGCAGGUCAGUGCCAGUGCCAAACUCACGCUGACGUUGACCCCAUGGCACCACCAGGCAUGCACGCAUGGCGUCGGCCGAUGCAGCUGCAGCUGGACCUGUUUCCUGUAGAGCUGGAGAAGGACGGUGAUGGUCUGGGUAUCAGUAUUAUAGGUAUGGGUGCAGGAGCUGAUAUGGGUCUGGAGAAACUGGGGAUCUUUGUUAAGACGGUCACCGACGGAGGAGCUGCACAGAGAGACGGCAGGAUCCAGGUUAAUGAUCUGAUAGUGGAGGUUGAUGGGACCAGCCUGGUCGGCGUCACUCAGAGCCUCGCUGCCUCUGUCCUCCGCAACACCACCGGCACCGUCAGGUUUGUGAUUGGUCGGGAGAAGCCCGGGGAGCAGAGUGAAGUGGCUCAGCUGAUCCAGCAGACUCUGGAACAGGAGAGAUGGCAGAGAGAGAUGAUGGAGCAGAGAUACAAACAGUACAUGGACGAUGACGAAGAGACGGGUGAAUAUGCGACGGACGAGGAGGAGGAGAUGAGUCCAGUGUUUCCAAACUCCAUCGAGGUUUUCGACCUGGCCGAGAACCAGGACAUGUUGUCUCCUGUGGAGCUGGACCCCGAGAAGCUAGCCCACAAGUUCAAGGAGCUCCAGAUUAAACAUGCAGUAACCCAGGCGGAGAUCCAGCUGCUGAAGAGGAAGCUGGCUCACGCAGAGCAGGAUAAGUUGCGUUGGCGGAUGGAGCGCGCUCAGUUGGAGCAAAACAUCCGGGACAGUAAAGAGAGGAUGGAGAAACUGGAGGGCUACUGGAUGGAGGCGCAGUCCCUGUGUAAGGCAGUGGAUGAACACCUAAAGGAAACCCAGGCUCAGUACCAAACUCUAGAGAGGAAAUACAGCAAAGCCAAGAGACUGAUUAAAGAGUACCAGCAGAAGGAGAUAGAGUACCUGAAGAAGGAGACUGCUCAGCGUCAGGCACAAAAAGAGAAUGAGGCAACACACAAAGAGGAGGCGGACAACCUGCAGGAAAAGAUUACAGACUUGGAGACCAAAGUGGAUGCCCUGAAGACCCCCCAACCCUCCUAGACUGCUGCUGCUACUUCCUACCUCCUGUCUGGGACUGGAAGAGGAGGAGCUCUGCCUUCAUUCUGACCUAGGCUGUAUUUUAAUCCAAUCAACCAUUCACUGCACGGACAGGUAGUUAGGGGAAAAAAAAAGAAUAACAGGGAUGACAAUUGUGAAAGAGAGGACAAGGGGGGGUGACAUUCAAAGAGGAAAGAAGCAUCCUCUCAUCUGACAUCUAACCAGCGAUCAAUAACCAGUCAAUAACCAAUCCCAAAAUGCUCCUUCUGUAAUACCCAGAAUCCUCCUUGUGUGUCUUCCUGGCAACCCGGCUUGGCAAUCAACACGGAAACCACAUUCAACAACCUCUGCUUUUAUUUAUGGAUGAUCUGUAUUGGCUUCUCCUCUCUUCAAUAUCUUACCCGGAUUCAAAUUUCUUUUAAACAAAGCGCUUUUAUUGAACAGGCUCGUCACAAAGUGCUUUACAGAGUGACAAGAGGGCACAACCGCAAAAUAAAACCAAGGAAAAGGACAUUUGAUUUGUUGUUCUACUACUUUUGAACUAGGUGGUUUGCCGAACCAUUCCUUCCGUUGUUUGGGACUGGACUGGAUUCUUCUGAAGAGGACGAACGUGUUUUCUGUCGCAUGGCAUUGAUCAUUCGAAUCCAAACCUACACGGAGAAGUGGCCACCGCAUUUUUAAAAGACAAAUUCAGAAGUGGAACCGUGGUAGUAAUGUGCAACAAAAACUUUGAAAGGAAAUAGCCACCACCUGCUGAUAGUUAAGUAAUAAAAACUACAAAACAA